Molecule: messenger RNA, 1010 nt
Organism: Mercenaria mercenaria
Lineage: Eukaryota; Metazoa; Mollusca; Bivalvia; Venerida; Veneridae
Product: tolloid-like protein 1
Exons: 4
Coding region: 198-812 (204 amino acids)
Source: RefSeq, a predicted model, not a curated record
UUGCCACUUUUACAUAUCAUACGUCUAUCUAUUUGUUUUCCUCCGCCCCAUCUUAUAGCCAGUCACCAAAUAUGAAAAGACAAAAUGAAAGUUUCUUUUAGAACCUUAGUAAUUAUAUAUAAUUGAGUGUUACAAAAUUUAACUUCACUGGAACAAACAGGAUACAAAAUACACUUUUAUUCGCACGGAUAGUGAGGAUGGAAAUUCAGAAUUUGUUUUUCGCACUUUUGGUGUUAUUUGUGCCUCUAGCUAAAACAAAUUUUGUCGAAAACCUUUCGGCCACCCCUGAGCAUCAACCGAUAACAUCACCAAAUUGGCCGCUUCGGUAUCCUGCAAAUUCAAACUGUACAUGGAUUAUCAAAGCGGAAGAUCCGAGAUGCGUCGUCUGUAUAAAAUUCGAUUUCUUCUUCUUAGACGGUUACCGUACUUGUUCUCAUGACAGGGUGAAGAUUGACAGCGGAGAGAUUAGUGAAAACAACGGUGCCCUCGGCAUAUUUUGUGGCAAUCCAAAGACAGGGUUUCCAGUUGACUUUAAUCCAUUUAUUGGGGAAAUUUGUGUCAAUGGUUCCGCAGUGAUCAUAACCUUUGAAAGUGACUCUAGUUAUCAUUACAACGGAUUCCGUCUGGAGUACUAUACAAAGGAAUGCGAUUUAGGUAGUGGAAACGCAUGCAAAGGAAAUGGAAACAGUAAAGGUAAAGGAAACGCAAGCAAAGGAAAGGGGAAAAGUAAAGGUAAAGGAAACGCAAGCAAAGGAAAGGGGAAAAGUAAUGGUAAAGGAAACUCAAGCAAAGGAAAGGGAAAGGGUAAAUGAAGGCGAACGUGAAAAGGAGCUUUGAAACGGUUUAAUGCGGAACGACUUGACACGAUCUGUUCAAACAAAGAGUACCAGCUUAUUGUACAAUAACCUGACAUGUCAAUUUAUAUCAUAAAUGUGUAUGUGUGUGUGAGUGUGUCCAACUUUGUUCGUGUGUACGUUUGAAGAAAAUCUCUAAUAAAAUAGUUCAGCAUC